This is a messenger RNA of Acanthamoeba castellanii str. Neff, 2640 nucleotides long. RefSeq names its product peptidase family m1 domain containing protein. Lineage: Eukaryota; Discosea; Longamoebia; Acanthamoebidae. The record is from RefSeq and is a predicted model, not a curated record. The coding region runs from base 1 to 2640 and encodes 879 amino acids. Gene Ontology annotation, biological process: proteolysis; peptide catabolic process. Gene Ontology annotation, cellular component: cytoplasm. Gene Ontology annotation, molecular function: peptide binding; zinc ion binding; metalloaminopeptidase activity. The transcript is spliced from 16 exons.
AUGGAGGGACCGCGCUCGCUGAGCUUUCCGGGCUGGCUGGCGGGAGGCAGCGCUGGGGUGCACUACCACCUGAGGUUCGACCUGCGGCUGGAGGAGCCCGACUGCCGGUUCUUUGGCGAGGAGAGGCUCGAGUUUGAGGUCCAGCAGGAGGGGGUGCAGCAGGUGACGCUCAACUGCCGCGAGCUCAACGUGCGCGAGGCCUUCGUGGGCCAGCCCCACCUCCAGGCCGGAGCCGAGCCACGUCGGGCCACCAUCGAGCCGCACCCCAACACAGAGAGCGUCACCCUUCACCUCUCCGAGCCGUUGGAGUUGGGCAAGGCGUGGCUGGUGCUGCGCUUUGAUGGUGUCAUUAGUGAGAUCAUGACCGGUGUCUACAGGUACCGCAUGUCGCUCGAGGACGGAGACAGCUUCAACAUGGCCAUCACCCAGCUGUGCACCACCAGCGCCCGAGCGGUGUUCCCGUGCUUCGAUCAUCCCUCGGCCAAGGCGCUCUUCACCGUCACCUUGUCGUUCCCAUCAUCCUUGGAGGCGCAUGCCAACAUGCCGGCCGUCGAGGAGAGCCAAAGCAACGGAGUCAAGACGGUCAGGUUUGACACGUCGCCGCUCAUGUCGACCUACUUGCUGGCCUUCGUGGUGGGCCGCUUCGACGUGGUCGAAGACACCGUCGACUCUGUUCGGGUGCUGGCUCCGCCUGGCCAGGGAGCCAAAGGUCGCUACGCUUUGGGCAUGGCCACGCGCACGCUCGAGUACUACAACCAUUACUAUGGCAUUGCGUACCCAUUGCCCAAGCUCGACCUGGUCUCGAUUCCCAACCUGGCCUGCGGCGCGAUGGAGAACUGGGGCCUGAUCACCUAUCGGGCCGAGUACCUGCUGCUCGACGAAGCGACCGCUUCCCUGUCCCAGACCCAGCUCGUGACGUACCUGGUUUGCCACGAGGUACAGCCAGCCCUGCCACUUUGGAAUUCGAUCAAUGCUACAGCCAUGCGCGGCCUGUGGCAGAUUGCACACAUGUGGUUCGGCAACCUGGUGACCAUGGCCUGGUGGAACGAGGUCUGGCUGAACGAGGGCUUUGCCACCUACUUGGGCAAGGCAGCCGUGGUUCACCUCCACCAAAACUCGAACAUCUGGGUCGACUUCCUGAGUCGCUACACCUGCACGGCGUUCCAGCUCGACGCGCUGGACAGCGCUCACCCCCUCAGAUUCGAGGUGACGGACGAGAGCGGCAUAGACGGGUUCUUCGAUGACAUCUCCUACAACAAGGGGGCCAGCGUCAUCCGCAUGCUGGUGGAUUACAUCGGCGAGGACACAUUCAGACAGGGACUCAACCUGUAUCUGACUCGCCACCAGUACCGCAAUGCAACCACCGCCGAUCUAUGGCAGGCGCUCAGCGAGAAAUCGGGCAUCGACCUGGCGGCGUUUAUGGACGCGUGGAUCAACCGCAAGGGCUUCCCGCUUGUGAGUCUGAGCGAGCACACCGACGACGACCACAACUACGCCGACGACCACCACGAGCUCUACGUCAUCGACCAGACUACGUUCGCCGCCGCCAAGUCCUGCGGAGACGAGUCAACGACGAGGACGACGGGCUGGCGAGUGCCGGUGCGGCUGGCGGCACUGGCGCACGACGACUCGCGCGAGGAACGCUUCUUCCUGCUCGAGCAGCCGCGUCAGGUGGUCAAGCUGCCCCGAAAGCCGGGCGGCUACCGGCACGUCAAGCUGAACGCCGGACACAAGGGCUACUACCGCACCACCUACUCCACUCUCCUUGCCGAACGGCUGUUCGCCAACAUCAGCAGGCAAGUGCUGCCUCCGAUCGAUCGUCUGGGCCUGUGCGACGACUUGUUUUCGCAGGCCCUGUCCGGCAUCCUCCCCUACCACCGAGCCCUCCAAAUCAUCCCCCAUUUCGAAGAUGAGAACGACCUGUUGGUGCUGAACAACCUGACGACCAACCUCCGCAAGCUGUCCGCCCUCCUGCUGGGCGAGCCCUACUACCCCGCCUACCAGCGCUUCCUCAGGCGCUGCUUUGCGGCACACGCGCAGCGGCUCGGAUGGGACGCCAAACCGGAGGAGGACACCUUUGCCGCGAACUUGCGGGCGACGGUGCUGUCUGAGCUCGGGGCCAACGGUGACGAAACGGUGAUCGCCGAAGCCCAGAAGCGGUUUGCGCUUCACACCAGCGGCACCGCGCUGCUGCCCGCCGAGAGCCGGCCUUUCGUCUUUGGUCUCGUGGCAGCCGAGGGCGGCGAGGAAGAGUACGCGGCGUUGACGAAGUACUACAAGGACCCGGCCCAUGAGGACCACCACAGGGCUCUUUCCGCACUGGCCACCACGCGCAAGCCUCCACUGAUCGCCCGCACCCUGGACAUGCUGUUCAACGGUGAGGUACGGGCGCAGGACAUGUCCACUGUGCUGGCGGCGCUCUGCUCGCACCCGGUUGGCCGCCGACAGGCCUGGGCGUGGCUCAAGGCCAACUGGGAUCAGUUCAACCAGCGGUUCAGCAAGGGCGUGUUCGUGUACUAUGGGGCCUUCGACGCGCUCCUGCAGGGCAUCGCCAGCGCCGAGGAGCUCCAGGACGCGCAGGCCUUCUUUGCCGCCCGGACCUUCCCCGCAGCCCAGCAGAAGGUCGCCCAGGUACAUUGA